This is a messenger RNA of Penicillium longicatenatum, 606 nucleotides long. Its product is annotated as GNAT family N-acetyltransferase. The coding region runs from base 1 to 606 and encodes 201 amino acids. The record is from RefSeq and is a predicted model, not a curated record. The transcript has 2 exons. NCBI's taxonomy places the organism in Eukaryota, Fungi, Ascomycota, Eurotiomycetes, Eurotiales, Aspergillaceae. Gene Ontology annotation, molecular function: acyltransferase activity, transferring groups other than amino-acyl groups.
AUGGCACCAUCGCAAUUCACCCUAGAAAAGGUCACAGUGGAAGAUGUUCCCGCAAUGACUGAAAUUUGGUUCGCAGCGUUCUCACUACCACGCGUCCGUGAAGUCAUCCCCGACACUCCAAGUGUCCGAAAGUGGUUCGCAGACUGUGCAAUCAACGACAUCACCGAGCGCCCAUACCAGACUUAUCUGAAGAUUCUCGAUCCGGAAACCAAAGACAGCGAGGGAAGGCCCCGCAUGGUCGCAUGGGGGAAAUGGGAUCAAUCGAUGCCCAACGAACGCGGUCUGCGUUUCUUUCUACCCUGGGCCGAGGAUAUGAUGGCCGACCGAUGUAAUCUGGUAUUUGAUGGGUAUGAGAAAAAUCGGAAGAAAGUCAUGGGAGAGGAGAGGCAUAUUUUCCUGGAUACAUUGUGUACGCAUCCCGAUUACUGGAGGCGUGGGGCCGGGUCUAUGAUUGUGAAGUGGGGUUGUGAUCUUGCUGACAAGGAGGGGGUUUCUGCUUAUUUGGAUUCGAGUAAGGAGGGCGCGCCUCUUUAUCAGAAGUUUGGGUUCGUUGAUGAGGGGACUGCGGAAGACUUUAGUGCACCUAUGGCUAGGAGGAAGCGCUGA